Benincasa hispida (wax gourd) is the source of this 1233-nucleotide messenger RNA. RefSeq names its product PH-response transcription factor. Lineage: Eukaryota; Viridiplantae; Streptophyta; Magnoliopsida; Cucurbitales; Cucurbitaceae. The record is from RefSeq and is a predicted model, not a curated record.
AUGAGGGAGGAAGAAUCCGGUGUUGCCAAUUUCGGUCUUCCCGAGGAAGUACUGGAAGUUCUACCGUCAGAUCCAUUCGAGCAGCUCGAUGUGGCUCGGAAAAUUACCUCCAUUGCUCUCUCGACGCGUGUUUCUGCUCUUGAAUCCGAAUCCUCCGCUCUCCAGUCGCAAAUUUCCGAGAAGGAUGCUCUCAUAGCAGAGCUGCAAUCGCAGAUCGAAUCUCUCGACGCCGCUUUAUCCGAGAAAUCCGAAAUUCUCGCCCGCGCCGAGCAAGAAAAGGAGACGUUGUUACAAGAGAACGCGUCGCUUUCUAACACCGUGAAGAAACUCACUCGAGAUGUCUCGAAGCUGGAGGUCUUCAGAAAGACGCUUAUGCAGUCGCUACACGAGGACGAGAAUUCUACAGCCACAGGAGGUUCAGAGGCUGCCGUUAAAAUAGAGAGUCAGGAAAGUUUGCCCUCUGCCUCGGUUGUUGAAGAUGAUCUGACAUUGCCACCAUCUAAAUACUCAUCGGUCCAGAGCAACACUUCUGAAACAGUGAAUUCUGUAAAAGAAGAGCAUGAGGCAGAUGUGGUAACUUCAAGGCCUCGUGUAUCAAAUAGCCUUCUGUUAGCAUCACAGACUAGCACUCCUCGGCUGACACCUCCUGGUUCUCCUCCCAUUUCUUCUGCAUCCGUGUCUCCUACGAGAACAUCUAAACCUGUUUCCCCAAAGCGUCAUUCAAUGUCAUUCUCUGUCUCAAGGGGGAUGUUUGAUAGGACCUCGAUGUAUUCGUCCGCUGGAAAUCACAGUUCAGUUUCAAGCCCUCAUGGAGGACCUCAUACUGGACGAACGCGAGUUGAUGGGAAAGAAUUCUUCCGCCAAGUGAGGAGCCGGUUGUCUUAUGAGCAGUUCAGUUCAUUCCUAACCAAUGUUAAAGAGUUGAAUGCCCACAAGCAAACAAAAGAGGAGACCCUUCGGAAGGCUGAUGAGAUAUUUGGCCCGGAUAACAAGGACCUCUUUACUAUAUUUGAAGGGUUGAUUACUCGUAAUGUCCACUAAAAAUGCCAUGAAUAUAAUGUACGUAGCAUUCAUAAGCACUGGUCUCGCACCUUGUCGGCUACUAUUUCAGCUUUGUAUCUAUUACAUAUAUUCAUUUUACUUCAAUGAAAUAAGUGUUAAAACUUCUAGCAUUAUUGUAGAGACCUUAGUCGAGAAUAAUUGAAUGAUAUUUCCCAGAAGAGUUGGAAUGAA